This is a messenger RNA of Prunus armeniaca (apricot), 1599 nucleotides long. NCBI's taxonomy places the organism in Eukaryota, Viridiplantae, Streptophyta, Magnoliopsida, Rosales, Rosaceae. The record is from the annotation of a GenBank genome assembly.
AUGACGAUGCUUUUGGAGGAGAUCGUGCAAUCGGUAGAGCUCUGGUUGAAGCUGAUAAAAAAGCCCCAGCCUUACGUGGACCCGAACCUCGACCCGGUUCUGCUGGUGCCGGGUAUCGCCGGUUCGAUUAUGAACGCUGUUGAUGACGAGAAUGGGACAGAGGAGCGCGUUUGGGUUCGAAUUCUCGGAGCCGACUACAAGUUCCGGACCAAGCUGUGGUCUCGUUUCGAUCCUUCAACAGGUAAAACGGUGUCUUUAGACCCAAAAGCAAGGAUAGUGGUCCCUGAAGGUAGAUAUGGACUUGAGGCAAUUGAUGCCUUGGACCCUGACAUGGUCAUUGGACAGGAAUGUGUAUAUUACUUCCAUGAUAUGAUUGUUGAAUUUACCAAGUGGGGUUUUCAAGAGGGGAAAACACUUUUUGGCUUUGGAUAUGACUUCCGGCAAAGCAACAGGUUGCAGGAGACAUUGGACCGCCUAGCUGAAAAAUUAGAGGCAGUGUACAAUGCUGCUGGAGGAAAAAAGAUAAACAUUAUAACUCAUUCUAUGGGGGGCCUUCUAGUGAAAUGUUUCAUGUGCUUGCAUACUGAUGUUUUUGAGAAAUAUGUGAAGAAUUGGAUUGCAAUUGCUGCCCCCAUUUCAGGGUGCACCUGGUUAUAUCACGUCCACCUUUUUAAAUGGAAUGUCAUUUGUGGAUGGGUGGGAACAGAACUUUUUAUAUCAAAAUGGAGCAUGCACCAGCUGCUUAUUGAAUGUCCAUCAGUAUAUGAGUUGAUGGCCUGUCUUGAUUUUCACUGGGAACACAUUCCACUUCUAGAAAUGUGGAGACAAAGGCUUGAUGGUGAUGGAAACUCUCAAAUUAUCCUAGAGUCUUACCCCCUGGCAGAGAGUGUAGAAAUUUUCAAGGAAGCUCUAUCAAGUAAUACGGUCAAUUAUAAUGGUGAGGAUCUUCCCCUACCAUUUAAUAUGGAAAUCUUGAAAUGGGCUAAUGAAACACGCAAGAUUAUAUCUCGUGCUAAAGUUCCUCCGCAAGUUAAAUUCUACAAUAUAUACGGGAUCAAUCUCGAGACACCUCAUAGUGUUUGCUAUGGAAAUGAGGAAAUACCUGUCACGGAUCUACGACAGCUACGAUAUUUCCAGCCAAAUUAUGUAUGCGUUGAUGGUGAUGGGACAGUUCCAGCAGAAUCAGCUAAGGCAGAUGGGCUAAAUGCUGCAGCAAGGGUUGGAGUCCCUGGUGAGCAUCGGGGAAUUCUAUGCGAGCACCAUGUAUUCCGGAUACUCAAGUGCUGGUUAAAGGCGGACCAUGACCCUUUCUACAACCCUCUAAACGAUUAUGUCAUUCUACCCACUGCUUUCGAAAUGGAGAAGCACAAGGAUAAAGGUGUGGAAGUAACAUCUCUAAAAGAGGAGUGGGAAAUCAUCUCCCAAGACCAAGACCAUGAUCACGAUGAUAAAGUAGCUGCUGAUGAAAGGCCAAUGGUAAGCUCCAUAUCUGUUUCUGAUGUGGGAGCUGAGGCCUGUGCAACUGUUACUGUUCACCCUCAGAAUGAGGGGAAGCAGCAUGUUGAGCUUAAUGCUCUAAGCGUGUCUGUCGAUGCCUGA